This is a messenger RNA of Ogataea angusta, 1224 nucleotides long. RefSeq lists its product as uncharacterized. Lineage: Eukaryota; Fungi; Ascomycota; Pichiomycetes; Pichiales; Pichiaceae. Bases 1 to 1224 code for a protein of 407 amino acids. The transcript has a single exon. The record is from RefSeq and is a predicted model, not a curated record.
AUGGAGAGUGCAGUGGAUAGUCAGCGGCCCGGAGAAAAACGAGGCCGCCAGUACCAGGUGCCCAAAAGAUAUGAGUUCCAGAAAAGCAUACCAACAAGUCGUGAUUCCUCCGCGCAUACGUCUAUUUUCAAACCGAAUUUUACGCUUAAUAAACUUCGACGCGAGCACUCGACGCAGUCGUUGCAGACGUCGCUCAAGCGAACGCAGUCUCCGUUUCUUGGCUCCAAACAUGACCAUAUGGCGGAGGUGAAACGCCAUAGUUUAUCAGCUGCCUCCGGAGGUGGCCCAGGGUACAGAAACCAUAUAAUCAACGCAUAUAAUGACUCGAAAGUUUUUGAGACUGUUGCUCCAAGACGAACAAACUCUGUCAAUUAUAUUCUUGACACGCGGUCGAAUCAGGAUGCACAGUACAUGCCUCCAGCUCCAGACGAAACUGGGAAAAAAAGCAUACUAAUCAACAGGCCGCCGCCUAAUGAGGUACCGUCAUUCAAUUCGUCAAUCUCAAAGAUAAAUUACUAUCAGAGCGACUUGCAAGGCUCACGCUAUAUAGAGCAAGUGAAAAGACGAGAUUUGAGAGAGGCGAAUUCGACGGACAUCAAGCACAGGCCGAGCUCCACAGACAAUACUACAAAAACAGAUCAGAAAGGAGAGACCACUGAUGAGGAGACGCGUUCAGAGUCGCAGAGUAGCGGGAAGGAUAAUGACGACACAAUCAACCCUUACUUGGAUCCCUUUGAUUCGCACGGGAUCGGGAUGACCGAGUUCUCCACGCCCACGCAAACAGCCCCCAUGCGAACGCAGCAACGACAGCUGGCCAUUAAGGACCUGAUGCAGCAUCAUAGCCUUGCAGGGAGUGCUUGGUUUGAGUUGGGAGUUAAAGACGCUUCCAAAACAGAGGUUUCUGCGGAGCCUGUAGAGCUCAUUAACCAAAAUGUCUGGGCGAACGUCAGUAUCGAUGAAAGAAACAAGUAUGAGCACAUUUCCAACGAUCUUCGGAAACUGGCAUUAUUCAACAAGAAACCCAUGAUGGAUUGCAUAGGACGGUAUUUCGAGUUCAAAAAACAGACACAUAUUAAUACAAAAGUGCGAUCUCGGGCGCUAUCACCACCAAGGGAAACCUCGUACCUUGAUUCUAACGGGCAAUUCCAGAAGGGGGUGGGAAGAGAGCUGGCAGAUGACUUAUGGAACUCAGCAAAUAGCAAUUUUAGAUUCUUCGAUACAUAG